AUGGCUUUGCUCCAAUACCCCGCCCCUGUCGACUACGCGGCACAGCUGGAUGUUUUCAAGGACUUUUUAAAGCACUUCAAGACCUUCGAGUCCGCCUCUGAAUCGGCCGCAACCGAAGCUCUGGAAGACCUGCACAUUGAUGGAGAUGGCACUAGCGAUGAAUACGACUUCAUGGAGGAUGCCGAGAAUGAGGGCGGAGCGCAGGGCGCUGGUCGCAGACGCCGGGAACCGAAGCUCAAGUACAUGCAGAUGCUCCAGGAUGUCGCAGAUCGGGAACGGACGAACGUUCUCAUUGAACUAGACGACUUGAUCACCUUCGAAAAAACCCUGCCGGAGGAGACAGACCUGAAACUCGUCGAGUCUGUCCAAAAGAACACCAAGCGCUACAUCGAUGUCUUUUCGCAGGCAGUGGACGAUGUGAUGCCCAAAGAAACCAAAGAGAUGACAUUUAAAGAUGAUGUGCUCGAUGUGAUCAUGUCGCAACGCGAGAAACGAAACGAGACAAUGACCAUGGCCAUGGAGGCGGACAUGGAUGCAGCGGCUGCUCCUUCAAUGUUUCCCCCCGAAUUGACCCGUCGAUACACUCUUAACUUUAAGCCGCUUACCCCCUCUGGGUCCAGCAGUGAGCGCGACUCCAAAGCCCUCGCAGUACGAAAUGUGAAAGCAGAGCACCUCGGCAGCCUCAUUACAAUCCGUGGUAUCACUACUCGUGUUUCCGAUGUCAAGCCUGCUGUCCAGAUCAACGCGUACACCUGUGAUCGUUGCGGAUGCGAAGUGUUCCAGCCGGUUACUACCAAGCAGUUCCAGCCUAUGACGGAGUGUAUGUCAGAUGAGUGCAAGCAAAACAACUCCAAGGGACAGCUUUUCCUUUCUACCCGCGCGUCCAAGUUUGUUCCAUUCCAAGAAGUGAAGAUCCAGGAAAUGGCAGACCAGGUGCCUGUUGGCCAUAUUCCACGAACAUUAACCAUUCACUGCCAUGGAAGUCUCACAAGACAGCUCAACCCUGGUGACAUUGUUGAUGUUGCGGGCAUUUUUCUGCCCACUCCCUACACAGGGUUUAGAGCCAUCCGUGCUGGUUUGCUGACAGACACCUACAUGGAGGCUCAGCACAUCACGCAGCACAAGCAGGCUUAUAAUGAAUUGUUGAUGGACAGCCGAACCCUUCGCAAGAUUGAGCAGCACCAGAAGUCCGGCAACAUGUAUGAAUACCUAUCGCGGUCUAUUGCCCCUGAGAUUUACGGCCACCUUGACGUCAAGAAGGCUCUACUUCUGCUCCUCAUCGGAGGUGUGAGCAAGGAAAUGGGCGAUGGCAUGCACAUUCGUGGAGAUAUCAACAUUUGUCUCAUGGGUGACCCUGGUGUGGCUAAAUCACAAUUGCUGAAGUAUAUCACGAAGGUCGCGCCCCGAGGUGUGUACACAACCGGUAGAGGAAGCAGUGGUGUUGGUCUUACUGCUGCAGUCAUGAGAGAUCCCGUUACAGAUGAGAUGGUCUUGGAAGGUGGUGCUCUGGUUUUGGCGGACAACGGUAUCUGUUGUAUUGAUGAAUUCGACAAGAUGGAUGAUGCGGACAGAACAGCCAUCCAUGAAGUAAUGGAGCAGCAGACCAUCUCGAUCUCUAAAGCUGGAAUCACCACCACCCUUAACGCACGUACAUCUAUCCUGGCGGCAGCAAACCCGCUCUACGGACGAUACAACCCGCGAAUUUCUCCUGUUGAGAAUAUCAACCUUCCCGCCGCCCUGCUUUCGCGUUUCGAUGUAAUGUUCCUCAUUCUCGAUACCCCUUCGCCCGAUGGUGAUGAGGAAUUGGCCAACCAUGUCACCUAUGUGCAUAUGCAUAACAAACAUCCUGAGAACCAGGAUUCUGGUAUUGCUUUUACGCCCAAUGAAGUUCGUCAAUAUAUUGCCAAGGCACGAACCUACCGACCUGUUGUCCCCUCGACCAUUUCCGACUACAUGGUUGGGGCAUACGUGGCAAUGCGAAAGCAGCAGAAGCGCGAUGAGGAGAACAGGAAACAGUUUUCUCACGUUACUCCACGUACUCUGCUCGGUGUUGUCCGUCUUUCACAGGCCCUUGCGCGUCUUCGAUUCAGUGAUGUUGUGGUCACGGAGGAUGUUGACGAGGCUUUGCGUCUCACUGAGGUCAGCAAGGCAUCCCUGUACAACGAUAGCCAUACUGGUGCCGACCAGACCCCUAGCAGUAAGAUCUAUAGUCUGAUCCGGGGUAUGCUGGAAAGUGGCGCUGCGGCUGUGGGUGAUGGCGAAGAGGGUGAACUCAGCAUGAAGAGAGUGCGCGAGAGGGUAUUGGCCAAGGGUUUCACGGAGGAUCAGCUGGCAAUGGCAGUCGAUGAAUACGCUGUGCUCGACGUCUGGCAAGUCACUGGCAACGGAACACGCCUUCUCUUCGUCGGAGCCGGUGAUGACGAGGACAUGGAUCUGCGAUGA
This is a messenger RNA of Aspergillus wentii DTO 134E9, 2442 nucleotides long. Its product is annotated as DNA replication licensing factor MCM7. Gene Ontology annotation, cellular component: MCM complex; nucleus. NCBI's taxonomy places the organism in Eukaryota, Fungi, Ascomycota, Eurotiomycetes, Eurotiales, Aspergillaceae. The record is from RefSeq and is a predicted model, not a curated record. Gene Ontology annotation, biological process: DNA strand elongation involved in DNA replication; DNA replication; double-strand break repair via break-induced replication. Bases 1 to 2442 code for a protein of 813 amino acids. The transcript is spliced from 4 exons. Gene Ontology annotation, molecular function: ATP binding; single-stranded DNA helicase activity; ATP hydrolysis activity.